AUGCCUUUGCUCACUGGUUUGUUCGCGGUAGCAUUUGUCGUCAAUUUCAAGUCAGCCUCUAUUGCGCGCAACUCUCUGGCUGGACGAGCGGGAUGCACGUCGGUGCUGUGCGCCAGUCACGUGCGAGGAUGCCACCUGAAGCCGUGGCAGUACCGCCUUCGUGCGAGGAUCCGGCCGGUGCUGACCGAGACCGGUCCGCCACGACGCCGGCCAGCGGCGUACGGUCUGUACAGCGAGGAAGAGAUCGUUCAGAUUCACGAGAAGGCCGAUGCGAUCUUUGCUGUCCUCGACCGUAACGGUGACGGCGAGAUCUCCGAGGAGGAGCUGCGCUCGCACCUCCUCGCGGCUGGGUACUCAGAGGCAGCCGUGGCGGAGCUGUACCAGAUGCUGGAUGCCAACCCUCGCGACGGCGCUGUCUCGCGCGACGAGCUUCGGGAGAGCUUCGUGCGCUACCCGCCGCUGCUCAAGGCGCCAGGUCUGGGCGAGCUCGGAGAGAAGGAGAUGGCCGCGUUGUACGAAGAGGCCGACGCCGCCUUUGCGGCGCUCGAUCUCGACGGCAACGGCAGCCUGUCGGUAGCAGAGCUUCACGAGAAGCUUGGCGGCGUCGAGGGGCCGAGCUACUCUUCGGUGGCCGUCGAGCGCAUCUUUGACCAGCUGGAUGUGGAUGGCAACGGCGAAAUCUCACUCGCCGAGUUCCGCGGCGGCUAUGCUCGCUACCGCGCGAUGCGGCUCGCACUUGGCUCGGGAUUCGCCACCGGCGGCUUGCAGUUAUAG
This is a messenger RNA of Emiliania huxleyi CCMP1516, 774 nucleotides long. RefSeq lists its product as hypothetical. Lineage: Eukaryota; Haptophyta; Isochrysidales; Noelaerhabdaceae. Gene Ontology annotation, molecular function: calcium ion binding. The transcript has a single exon. The record is from RefSeq and is a predicted model, not a curated record. Bases 1 to 774 code for a protein of 257 amino acids.